Molecule: messenger RNA, 600 nt
Organism: Prunus armeniaca (apricot)
Lineage: Eukaryota; Viridiplantae; Streptophyta; Magnoliopsida; Rosales; Rosaceae
Source: the annotation of a GenBank genome assembly
AUGCGCAUUCUACAUGCAAGAUCUACUGGAACGCGCACCAGUAACGUUGAAGCCGCCGAAACCCCAACCGUGGUGACAAUUGACGAUGAUAGUGAUGAUGGCGACACCACUGAAUCCGAGGCUAAUGUUCCAGAGCAAGAGAACGUUGAUGACAUCGGUGACAUGCGUGAAGAUUCUGACAGGGACUACAAUGAUGAUUGCAAUGAGGAUGCAUUUGCUUAUUCCAGCAACUAUCCAGGAGGACAAGGUGGUUCAGAUGCUUUCUUUGGGUCCAUUGGUAGCAGUAUGCGCCAUUUUAGCGCUGAGCCGCCAUUACUAACCCUGCCCGGAGUCCCCCUGAGGCUGAGUGUGCCUGUAGUGCCUUCUCCCUUCAACACAUUCAGUACACUGGUUGAGGCAGCCCUUGCUGGAUUUUCUCCAACCAUGACACCAACGAAUUCUCGGGAUGAAACACCUACGUUCCAAGUCACGAGCCCUUUACCACCUAUUUUCCGGCAUUUUCUCCAGAGGGACCUUGACCCUGCUAUUUCGCCAGCCUUUCCAGCAACCCUCCGGAGCAAUACUUUUCUUGGAGGCAUUGAUGAAAAAUUGUAUUAUUAA